AUGACGGGGGAAUUCCAUAUACAUCAUAACCUUGAGAACGAACUUCCAGAUCGUGAAAUGGAAAUCAAAUGCCACCAGACCUUCCGGACCUCGGAAUACGAGCGGUACAAGGAGAGAAAUCCAAAUCCAGUCAAGGACACAUGCCACUGGUUUUUACGGCACACUAGGUAUACCGCCUGGAAGAGUAGCCCUAUGUCUAGCCUACUUUGGGUAUCUGCAGAUCCCGGCUGCGGCAAAUCUAUAUUCUUUAAAUUUCUCACGGACGAAAAACCUGAGUUCCUCAGGCAUGCUAUAGGCGUUUUCGAAAAGAAUGGAGACUAUAUUAAGGAAAAUGUCGAAUUAUUGUGGGACAUUCUUACCGCAGCCUCCGCAGAUCCAGAAAUCGGAGAGAUCGUCUGCAUAUUGGACGCACUCGACGAAUGCAGAGAUUCGGAAUUAAAAAUACUGCUCCAAAAACUGUGCUUAUUUUACCAGGACCCUCUCCAUCCUUCAAGUACCACCAACUUGAAAUUUCUCGUGACUAGUCGUUCUCUUCUAAAUAUUGAGAGGAAGUUCAACAGACUAAGUCUCAAAAUACCAGAGAUCCGUUUAGCGGGCGAGGACGAGACCGACCGGGCUCGUGAUGAGAUUAUACUCGCUAUCGAGGACGAACUAGUCAAAAUUCAGCAGGAACUGCAACUUAGUCAGGAGUCUAUUUCUGAUCUGCGGAAAGAAAUUUCCAAAGUUAAACACCGGACUUAUUUAUGGUUGAAGUUGAUAUUUGAGUUGACCCGUAAGGAUCCCCAAUCCGUUACGAAAAUAGGCAGGCGAAAGAUCAUCGACGCCCUACCGGAGUCAGUUGAUGCUGACUAUAUAGCCAUUCUAGACAAGAUCCCAGAAAAUGACGAGGAGCAAGCAAGGAAGCUUUUGAGCAUUGUUUGUGCUGCGCGGAGGCCACUCUCUGUUAAGGAAAUGAGUAUCGCAUUGACAAUUAGGGCAGAUAAUAUCUCGCAUAGGGAGCUUGAUAUACAAGCGGAGGACUACCCGAAGCGGUUGAUCAAAAAUAUUUGUGGCUUCUUUGUCACGGUUAUAGAUGGCAGAGUCUAUUUACUUCAUCCUUCAAAGAUUUGA
Molecule: messenger RNA, 1110 nt
Organism: Venustampulla echinocandica
Lineage: Eukaryota; Fungi; Ascomycota; Leotiomycetes; Helotiales; Pleuroascaceae
Exons: 3
Coding region: 1-1110 (369 amino acids)
Source: RefSeq, a predicted model, not a curated record